UUGUUAUGAUUAUAUUGCGGAGGUUUAAAUGUCAUCAGUGGAGCAAAAAUUUGAAAUUAUACAGACAUUGUGCUUCUUUAGCUUCUCGAAGCUCACUGGAUCCUAAGUCCGUUACGAGUUAUCUACAAGGAAAAGUUGAUGGAUUUCAAAGCUACCUUAGUUCAUUGACUCAUCUAGAUAAGUUUCAUUUGAAUGAAGUCUCCAGUCAUGCUUUUGAGGGCAAAGGGAAGUUUUUCAGGCCACGUCUAGUGUCCCUAGUGUCUAUGUGCUGUAAUUGCGCGACAAUAAAUUCCAAAUUUAGUCUCCAGCCAAAUCAGCUUAAACUUGCUUACAUAUCCGAAAUGAUCCACGUCGCUAGUUUGAUACACGAUGACGUGGUAGAUAACUCUUCAGUUCGUAGAAGCUGUCCAUCUCUUAGCGCACAGUACGGCGAGUCGACCGCAGUCUUUGCAGGAAAUUUUGUGAUGGCUCAAGCGUCAGUUGAGGUAGCGUCUUUAAAGAAUACAGUAGUCACUAAAUUACUUAGUCAGGUAACUGAAGAUUUGGUAUCCGGAGAGUUGAUGCAGCUGGGAGUAAAGAAAAACUCUGAAGAAAGGCUAACUCAUUAUCUUGAGAAGUCGUACAGAAAAACAGCCAGCUUAAUGGCACAUAGUUGCAAAGCGUCCAGUAUUUUAAAUGCUCCUGAUUUCUUCGAACGACAUGAAGCGUGCUUCCAAAUAGGUAAAAAUAUUGGAUUAGCUUUUCAAUUAGCAGAUGACCUUCUUGAUUUUGUCAGUGCAGCCUCCCAAUCCGAUAAACCAACAAAUGCCGAUCUUGCCUCUGGUCUUGCUACGGCGCCUGUUUUGUUCGCAGCAUUCGAACACAAUGACCUGAAUACUCUUAUCAUGCGACAAUUUAGCGCAAAAGGCGACGUUAAGUUAGCCAGAGACUUGACAUUAGAUUCGUCUGGCGUUCGAGACACAGAAGUAAUGAUUCAUAAUCAUAUCGAAUCUGCACAAAAAUUGACACACAAAUAUUUUGUUGACCACCCAGUUAGAACUGAACUCUUAAAUCUACAAGAUACGAUACUAAAUAGAAUUAGCAAAGAAAAAAUAGAAACUAUGAAAUAAUCAAUUCAAGCUA
This is a messenger RNA of Symsagittifera roscoffensis, 1122 nucleotides long. Its product is annotated as all trans-polyprenyl-diphosphate synthase PDSS1-like. Gene Ontology annotation, molecular function: prenyltransferase activity. Gene Ontology annotation, biological process: isoprenoid biosynthetic process; ubiquinone biosynthetic process. Lineage: Eukaryota; Metazoa; Xenacoelomorpha; Acoela; Convolutidae. The transcript has a single exon. Gene Ontology annotation, cellular component: mitochondrion; transferase complex. Bases 6 to 1109 code for a protein of 367 amino acids. The record is from RefSeq and is a predicted model, not a curated record.